Molecule: messenger RNA, 1584 nt
Organism: Pyrenophora tritici-repentis Pt-1C-BFP
Lineage: Eukaryota; Fungi; Ascomycota; Dothideomycetes; Pleosporales; Pleosporaceae
Product: AraJ, Arabinose efflux permease
Biological process (GO): transmembrane transport
Cellular component (GO): membrane
Molecular function (GO): transmembrane transporter activity
Source: RefSeq, a predicted model, not a curated record
AUGGACGGACUAUCACACACGCAAACACGAGACCCUAUGCUCAAAAAUGCCGCGGGGUUUUCCAAGGAGGAUGAAAUAGUCUCGCCAGUCUCCGGGUCGAGAAGGACGGCCUACGACAUCGAUGGCAUCGUCGAAAUGGACGAAGAUGUCGAGGCACGUGAGGUAUCGAAAUGGAAGAUGGCAAGCUUUGGGCGAAGAGGAAGAAACCAGAGAAGUAAUAGUACUACGGGAUUCAAGGUUUACAAGAGACGAUGGAUAGGCCUGGCGCAAAUCGUGCUGCUGAAUAUUGUUGCGAGUUGGGAUUGGUUAACAUUCGCGCCCAUCUCUUCAGACGCGGCAAUCUAUUUGGGUGUCACGGAAACGGACAUCAACUGGCUAUCCACCGCCUUCCUCUUCGCCUUUGCUGUAACAUGUCCUGUGACAAUCUAUCUCCUACAUCGAGGUCCCAAACCCUCUCUUAUUGCUGGUUCAGUGCUCAUUUUACUGGGAAACUGGAUUCGAUAUGCAGGUACCCAGAUUGAAGGAGGGAAAUUCUCCGUCGUCAUGGUGGGCCAGAUUCUAUGCGGAUUGUCACAGCCUUUUGUACUAGCUGCGCCGACGAGAUACAGUGAUUUGUGGUUCACGACAAAGGGACGUAUAGGAGCGACGGCAGUGGCCAGUAUGGCAAGCCCAGUCGGGGGUGCUGUCGCAUCCCUCGUCAAUCCUGCCCUAGGUGAUACCGACCAAGUAGUCCUCAUCGUAGCCAUCAUCGCAACAGCCGCCUGUCUCCCCUCGGCCUUCAUCCCAGCAAGUCCCCCAACCCCACCUGCCGCCUCAUCCACAAUCUCAAAAACCCCUGUCCUCACCUCCCUCCGUGUAAUGUUCCGCUCGCCACCCUUCUACCUCGCCUUCAUCACAUUCAGCGCCUAUGUCGGCCUCUUCAACGCCUUCUCCUCGCUGCUGAACCAAAUCUUCUACCCUUAUGGGUACACGGAAGAUGAAGCUGGUCUCUGCGGCGCAGUAUUCAUCAUUGUCGGCCUCGUCGCCUGCGCAAUUAUUAGUCCCAUCAUCGACCGCACGCACGCCUAUCUCUUCGGCGUCAAGCUCUUCGUACCUGUCAUUGUAGCCGCAUACAUUGCCAUUAUUUUCGCCCCGCAAACACGCACAAUCGUAAUGCCAUAUGUAUUCAGCGGCCUAUUAGGCGCCGCCUCCUUUUCCUUACUACCUGUGGCCCUUGAAUACUUGGUCGAAAUCACUUUCCCAGCUAGUCCAGAAAUCAGCUCUACCAUCUGCUGGCUAGGCGGGCAGGUCCUGGGUGGCAUCUUUAUCCUCAUCAUGGAUGCGCUCAAGGACGGCAGACCUGUGGAUUUGGAAGCAGUGCGGGAUGCGGGGAGGAAUAAUGCGACGGGUGGUGAUAAGCCGCCUGGACACAUGUUGUGGGGCUUGGUCUUUCAGGGGGCGGUUGCGCUUGCUGUUUUGCCCCUGCCUAUGGCGUUGGGGGUUAGGAGGUUGGGUAUGCAGACUACAGAGGGCAGGUUGAAUAAAGAUAGGACUGCGGAGGGGGUUUUGGUGGGGCAGGUGCCGGAUAGGGAUUUGGAACGUUGA